This is a messenger RNA of Dreissena polymorpha, 2367 nucleotides long. RefSeq lists its product as uncharacterized. Bases 1234 to 1605 code for a protein of 123 amino acids. The record is from RefSeq and is a predicted model, not a curated record. NCBI's taxonomy places the organism in Eukaryota, Metazoa, Mollusca, Bivalvia, Myida, Dreissenidae. The transcript is spliced from 4 exons.
AUGUGUUACAAUUUGCAUGCUGCGUAAAAUUGAAUCGAGGCAUAUGGUGAUAUUUUUUCUCGUUUUACAGUUUUUGUGUGAAAUUUUUAAAGACUAUUUUGCGUACCAGAACAAAUAAAUCACUACGCAUGGUUACAUUUGUUAGAUUUUAGGCGCUUUAAAGAAUGAAUUAAAAUUAGUGUUAAUGUUAUUAGAUCUAUUUAUGUUAAAUUUCACGUUGAAAAAAAAUCUAAUGGGAUAAAUAGAAUACUAGGAUUAGCGUUGAUUAUGUUGCUCGACUCGAACACCGAAAGCGCUCGCCAAGGCUCGCGCUCCCGGCGUUCUAAGCAACAUUAACUUCUCUGUAUUCAACGCUAACCUAGUAUUCUCUAUAAAUUGCUUUUUUGGUUCGAAUCAAGCAAAAUGGUUGUUCAAUUGUUCGUUGUCUGUUAUGUCAGUUCGAGCAUAUAGAAAAUAAAACUUCGUAAUACAAGUGUCAUUUAUUGUAUACCCAUAAAGGAAUGCGUAUCUGACGUUAUUAGGUAAUCUUUUUGUAUUUGGACAUUGGACAAUGUUAUACCAUACCGACCAUACUUAUUGAGUCCCACAGCAUUCCUGCAGUCCGGUCCGAUACCUCUCGCGCAUCAAAGUUUCCGCAUUCGAAUAACAAUUGUGCCCAACGCUUUGCUUAUUUAGUUACCAAGCAUGACAAUGGUACAGGUACUUUAUUAAACUAGCCUUCCUAAUGAACGCUUAUAAUUUAUUGAAAAUAAUGUCGAUCAACUAAUUACUUGAUAAGGGUUUCCGUUAAACAUGUUAUUUUACCUAUUAAUUAUUGAAAUGCUCCACAUGACAUUGGUCUGUGGAACCCAGAUUUUAAUAAGCUCGCGUUUACAUUAUACAUUUGUGAAAAAGGGAAAUAGAGGUCAGUGCUAACUAUCAAACUUAUGGCAAACACGCACAAUACAGUUUUCUGACGUAAAUUCGUUUUUUUCCGAUAUCAUAAACCGUUUCAUGACUUUGAACACUAGAUCUGUGUUGUUUUGGAACAUUUCAACUGUGAAGGCGACCUAUCAAAGAAUUGUUCGGUAACCCUAAAAUCUAUGAAAUAGUGAUUCCAAUUUUCGAGCGUACGAUGCAGCAUCAGGCCCUCUGCGGAUAAAUCAUUUCCCCUCCGGAAGUUGGUAGGAGCGCUAUCGGAGAAUACUCCUUGUAGUGGCAGCAGACGUCAGUCAGUGUAGCAGAAGACCAAAGAUGAACUGGAAGAACAAAACGCUCCUAUGGCGGCUCUUAUUGGUGUUUAUUCUUUACGGGGUUUUACCGCUUAACGAGUGUUACAUGCAACCUGAAAAAAGAAUGUUCCAACAUUUCGAUCAGUACAAUUACAUGAAAAUGGCUCAAGAAAAUGAACUUCGCAACAUUCUGCAACAAUCCGUAGAAAGUCUUAGGGCGCGUGAAAGACGAGGCCAUCAACUAGUAGCCGACUCUGGGUACGGAUCACGAGUCGGAGCAGGCGCUAAUUUUGCAAUAGCACAAAUGGCUCGCAACGGGAUAUUUAGCAUCCACGGCCCGGGACGUAAGAAGAGGAGUUACCACGACAACGUCAACGACAUUCUGCGCAGUUAAAAUUACUGUCUAAAUGUGCAUUUAUGUUAUAGUUCCAUGUUAUGAAUGCACAAAUAUUACUUACAUAUCUUGAUUGACGUUAUGUGUUGCAAGUUGUAGUUGAUAACAUCCAAAAUCGAAUGGAAUACUCAGAACUUAUAAAUUGUAUAUGUUUGCUGUAGAUAUGCAAUUUUCAUUUUGGAAUUUAUAGGAUUUAUGUCAGCUUUUUUCCUUUCGACAUCAUCUUAUAUAUGACAAAAACUGAACACUGAAAAACUUGCUACCAUAAUAAGAAGUUUAUUUUGAAAAUUUGAACAUCAUUUGUCCCAAACAAAAUAAAUACGAUGUCAUGCAUCUUUUGAAUUCUAGCCAUUGUAUUAUUCCAAUGUAUUUAUAUUAAAUAAUGGCGUUAAUAUUGAUAAUUCAUAUAUAAUACACCCACUUGCUUUGUAGAAAAUUAAAUCAGUCAAAUUAUUCAAUAGUAAAGUUAGUAGUUUAAGUUACAUCAUGUACUAAAUAACGCGUGUGACUAAUGUAAAUCUACACGAUCGUUUACUGAGAAUUACAUGUGCAUUAAAAAAGGCUAAACAUUAAAGUACCAAUCUAAAUUACCCUUUUUGAAAAGCUUCGUCUAGUGCCGUUCUCAUGUUCCCAUAAAUUGAAUUUCAUUUGCAAUUUUGGUCUCGUAAUUUAUUUUGGUUACUGUUUAAAAAAAACACUAUAAAACGUUUUAAUGAGAAACAACGAAAAAUAUAAAUCCUGUGAAAAUAAAAAAGAAUUGGA